AUGGCCUGCACCCUGGUCCCCAUCAACCUGCACAAUCCAGCCGAGUACGCCGAGCUCCAGUCCCAGCGCGUCCAAUGCGGCUGGGACGCAGACGACACCAAGAUCCUCUCAUGGCGUGAGAAACAGGACCAGAACCUUAAAUCGUUCUUUUGGAUCACACUCCCGGCCACAUCUACCCCAGGAGACAACACAGACAACCGGACAGAAGAGAAACUAGCUAUCCGCGCGGGCCACAUCUCGCUGGACUCCUAUGCUGACCCUCCAGACCCUGAGCUCGCCCGCGCUGACAAAUCCGUCCUGACGAUCCAGAACUUCUUCAUCCGCCCGGAGUACCGGUGCAACGGUCUCGGGGGGAAAGUCAUGGAUCUGGUCGAGGGAAUGGCGAGCCAGGAGCCGUGGGGUAGUCCGGCCUGCCGCUUUGUGACGGUCAAUGCGCUGAGCAGGCGGUAUUUCUACGAGGAGGGGCCCGAGGGACUUGGGCUGUGGGAGAUCUUGGAGGAGAAGAAGCCGGCGAUGUGCAAUGUGGAUUGGUAUGCGCGGCGGGGGUAUGUGUGUUGGAAGUCGGAGCCGCGGUAUCGGGAGCGGUUGAAGAGCGGGGAGGAGAUUAUGAUCAUGGCGGAUUUUUUGAGGAAGGCUGUUACUCGAUAG
This is a messenger RNA of Aspergillus thermomutatus, 648 nucleotides long. RefSeq lists its product as uncharacterized. NCBI's taxonomy places the organism in Eukaryota, Fungi, Ascomycota, Eurotiomycetes, Eurotiales, Aspergillaceae. The record is from RefSeq and is a predicted model, not a curated record. The coding region runs from base 1 to 648 and encodes 215 amino acids. The transcript has a single exon.